Molecule: messenger RNA, 3070 nt
Organism: Folsomia candida
Lineage: Eukaryota; Metazoa; Arthropoda; Collembola; Entomobryomorpha; Isotomidae
Exons: 9
Coding region: 551-1603 (350 amino acids)
Cellular component (GO): membrane
Source: RefSeq, a predicted model, not a curated record
UGUGCAAUUUUGUGGUGGCUGUUGGCUUGUUCUUUGGACGACAAAGACAUCACGAUAUAAAGUUCAUAACAUGGGAUGCACAUCAGUUACCAACAAGAGCUUCUUUCGGCGUGUGCUUGGCUGGGCGAGCUGGUUGCGUAUUUUGGUAUUUGCUGACGUCAGUGGACGGAUCGAUCAUCGCCACUGCUCCGACUCGACCGUGCUUGGUGUGCAGAAGACCUUUCGCUCUCUGCUGUCCAUUGAUUGGCGGAGGAGAAAGCCUGGCAUGGGAAGCUUUCUUUCUCACCAUACGCUCACUUCAUUCAUCCCACAGGGAGAAAGCUGGAAUUUGAGCAAAUCUGUACGUAUGAAGGAGGAAAGUGUGAUCUGUGUGGGAGGAUGGACAACUUGCAGUAAAAUAAAAUAAAAUAUUAUUGCAUUCCGGACCUCUGCCUCUCGCGAUUUUUACUGCGGUUGAGUCGGACUAAUAAACAUAGUUUCGUCGCCGUUAUUUGUUCUCCUUAUUCCGUUAACAUUCCUCCGAUAUCGUCCCCCACCACCGCGACGCAGGAUGUACUUGGUGUCAUCCUUAACCUUUGGAAUUCUUCUCUUGAUCAGGGCAUCACUCGCACAGUCCGCUCCCUACAUUUAUCAAGAUUCAAACGAGGAUGAAGAAGCGUUAAUUGAUCGACUGGCCUCUCUCGCAGCAUCGACUGGAUCACAGCAGUACUCAAAACAUCAAAUUUACCCAAAUUAUGACGCGUCACCACUGGGAGGAUAUGUUGGCGAUUUUAAUGAUGACCUCGCACGGGAAUAUUUAGCAAAGCUUCCCCCGCAGUUUGGUUACAGACCGGAUGAUGUGCGGUAUUAUAUGUCCCCGGAGCAAUUCCCCCCAAACUUGUCCAAAGAUGAGAGUUCCAAGGCUGAUUCUGAAACUCCAAAGUACCGAGCACCAAAGCAAAAUGUGGAACAAGGGCUUGAACGAAAUAAUCUCCAGCCACAAAGUAAUCUUGGUAUUGAGGUGGCACCAGCAACCCAUACUGAAUUGCACCAUGAUUUCGAACCAGUGAGCGACGCAUCCUACAGCCACUUUAUGAAGAAAAAUGAAAUGAAGAAUACGGAACCGGCUCAACAUGCCCAAAAUAUCAUUGCAGGGCCGAGUCACAUUAUGUCUUCCGGCUUUCAGUCAGUUGAGAAGCCGUAUAAUAAUUUGUACCCGGUGGAAAACGACUCAUUUUCAUACUCGGAUAUUUACUACAUUGGACUUAUUGCGGGAUGUAGUGCGGCUAUCGUGAUCGGAAUUGUCGCAGCAGGAAUAUUUUGGUACAGGAUUCAUCAGAGGGUGAAAGCAGCUGCAGAGGUGGACUACCCCGCCUAUGGCGUAACGGGUCCCAGUAAAGAUCAAAUGGCUGCUUUGCAGAAAGGAGCUUUGCAGGAGGACAGACCAGGAUCGGCUGGGUCGGAUGUGGAGUCAGAGGACGACAAUGAGGACGACAACGACUACACGGUGUACGAAUGUCCUGGACUUGCCCCUGCUGGUGAAAUGGAGGUCAAAAAUCCACUCUUCCAAGAUGAAGCAACCCCUGCAACGCCCAGUCUCAAUCAGUCUGAGGAUGACAAGUAAAUCCUUACGAAAAUACGGGACAUAAAAUGCUAUAAUUUAUUUUAAUCUCGAGUUUAUAAUUCCAAAUAUUACGAAAGUCACCUAUAUUUUGUUAACAUUUGAUGUGCAUUUCAUCCCAACUUUUGGUCCAAUGAUUCAAAAUUACAUCUUUAUUUAUUCGAAAUAUUCCUGGAUCGAUAUUGCAUACAUAUUUUUUCUGAUAACCUAAUGUGUGAUUUCCUAUAAAAAUGUGUGACUGAGAAGAUAUAUUGGAAGAGUGAUUGACAAAAUGGGAAAAUCAAAAUUUAAAAUUAUUUUGAACGAAGAAUUUGGUGAGCUAGUAAGUAGCACGACAUGUGAUAAAUAUACGAAUGAUCGAAUGGUUGUAACUUUUGAUGUGCACGAUUUUGUCAAGUGUGAGAGUUAUUUGUUUGAGAAUGAAUCUAGUCAAAUUGGACAGUAUUAUUAAUUUACGCAUAUAUGUACAUAUUUAUACCUAUAUUGGAAAGAAAGGGUAGCUCUAAUCAAACAUAUAUUCUUGAACUUCCGAAAUUAUUAUUGGUGCUAUCCAUACGUAUAUCUAUUUAUUUUAAAAAUACCCAUUAUUCUCUAUUUUAAAUUUAUUUACCAGACAAUCAUACAGAUAUUUUACAUCUGUAUACCAGGCUUGAAUGGGAGUGAAUGAAUUAUGUAUUACAAAUGGCUCGGCAGGAAUGACUAUGUACUUAUACAAUACUCUUUGUAGCCCGAGUCAGGUCUUAUGGAACCGGUAUGUCUACGUGUAUUCAUGUGUUCGGGGGACGAACCCUGAACCAAUUUUGACCAACUUGGUGUUAAAAUUGUAUCUCAACAGGGUCUUGGAUUUCGUAGAUAAGCACGACCAGUUCAGCGGUUAACCAGUGGAGGUCAUUUGGGUGGUAAAUAGCAUCAAAUUUAGAAAUUGUCACAGGGGCGUAAAAUUUGGUCCAAAAGUAUCGUGGAUUAUAACGACAGAAUAAGCAGGGAAUUUCAAUAAUUUUUGCCAGAGUGAACAACACCCAACAAGGCACUGGUUUGUGAAAUUUAUCAUAGAAGCCUAAUAUAUAGGAAUAUUUGAGAAGUGAAUCAAGAUAACUAUCAAAUUAUUGUUUCGAGAAUAUGUCUAAAGUCUUUCCAUCCUGACUCGGGCUACAAAAUACUUCUGUUAUUUAUUAUUUUUUGGAAGAUAAUCGAACUAUCAUUAACAUAUUUGACCUUAAAUCUAAAUUAUAUAUAAAUAUUCAUAAACUACUAUUUGGAAAUUUGACCAUACUUGUAAUUUGAUGAAAUUGAGAAGUACCUGGAAUUAUGUAAGGCCAAGGCGUGCCAGAAAGAAUGAAUGGGGAUUUUUUUGUCGUACGAAUGAUUCUCAUUGUCAAACUAAUAAAUAACUAAAAUUCUUAAUUGAUUUAUUAUUGGAUUGGUCAAAAAUAAAAUACAAAAAUAAAGAGUGGAUGAUUUUUAAAUGCA